UAAAAAUCAGAGAGAGAGAGAGAGAAGUGUCAAAGCAAGCAAAGGAGAGAGAGAGAGAGAGAGAGAGAGAGAGAGGAUGGGAGAGGCAAGCAGUAACAGCACCGAUGACGAUUUGCUUCUCAAGAACUUCUUCGCCGAAGUCAGCGAAGUCGAGAGAGAUAACGAAGUUAACAGGAUCCUCACCUGCUUCAAGUUAAAUCCAUUUGAGCAUCUAAACCUACCAUUUGGUGCAUCUCCAGAAGACAUUAAAAGGCAGUAUCGUAAGUUGUCUUUGUUGGUCCACCCUGAUAAAUGCAAGCAUCCACAAGCAAAAGAGGCAUUUGGAGCAUUGGCAAAAGCCCAACAACUCUUACUUGAUCAACAGGAAAGAGAUUAUGUUCUUAGCCAGGUGAAUGCAGCAAAAGAUGAGCUUAGAAUGAAGAGGAAAAAGCAUUUGAGGAAAGAUACAGCUUCUAAAAUAAAGUCAUUGGUUGAAGAGGGAAAAUAUGAGCAAAUGUAUGAACAGUCAGAGGAGUUCCAGCAGGAGCUGAAAUUGAAGGUUCGAGAAAUAUUAACAGAACAGGAAUGGCGGAGGAGAAAAAUGCAGAUGAGGAUAUCAGAAGAGCAAGGAAGGUUAAAGAAGGAUGAAGAAGAAGCAAAAGAAAUGUGGAAGAGAAAGCGGGAGCAUGAGGAGCAGUGGGAAGGAACAAGAGAACAGAGGGUUUCAAGCUGGAGAGAUUUUAUGAAGAGUGGAAAGAAGGCUAAGAAGGGUGAAAUUCGACCUCCAAAGCUCAAGACCGAAGACCCCAAUAAAUCUUACGUUCAAAGGCCUGUAAAGCGGGGUUAAAUGGCACGAAGGCUCUGCAUGCAGGCUGACAUUUGUAUCAAACUGUCAGUUCACUGUGAACGGGUUUAUUAUUGUGUUAAUAGCAGACGUGAUUGGAACAAUGUCACUGUACCUCAUUAAGUAAUCCAAAAUCAUUGUAAGUGAUUUUAGUUUAUGAUUAGAUAAGGAUUGUUGUAGUAGAAUCUGUGAUUCUUUGGCUAGUGAAUUUUAGGAAGUUACUACUAAAAUUUUGAAGGAUUGGCUUGGGGAGCAUUAGGAGGUUAAAUGAAUUAUUAAGAUAAA
Molecule: messenger RNA, 1108 nt
Organism: Quercus lobata
Lineage: Eukaryota; Viridiplantae; Streptophyta; Magnoliopsida; Fagales; Fagaceae
Product: Chaperone DnaJ-domain superfamily protein
Exons: 9
Coding region: 77-826 (249 amino acids)
Source: RefSeq, a predicted model, not a curated record